ACUCGUGCCACAUUUUACAGCAGCUGUGUAAGAGGCCACGCUGUGACAAAAUAUCUGGCAUGUCCUUGGUGCGCCCCCCCUCCGGCUGCAGGCGCCCGGGAGCGGAGGGGGUCCUGGACGAGAUCCGUGUUGCCCUGCUGGAGUGCAAGGUGUGCUUCGAGAGCUUCAGCGUGCGACAGAGGGAACGGAGGCCCCGCAAUCUGCUCUGCGGCCAUGUUCUGUGUGCAGCUUGCGUUGGCGCCCUCUCGAAUCCCGUCCUGCGGACCCUGGAGUGCCCCUUCUGCAGAAAGGCGUGCAGCGUGUGCCACACGUCGGACUGCCUUCCCCUCGCCGACCUCUCAGAGCUGCUGCACAGGAGCUCGGCCCCCUCCCCCCCCCCUCCCGUGAGCAGAGAUGCCUCCAGGCCUGGGGGGCUGGCUGCGGGGGCCCUGCGCCUACAUUCUGCCUUUGGGGGGUGGGGAAAGCUGGUGAACCCCACUGGGGUCGCCGUCUCUGAGGCAGAGGGGGCCAUCGUGGUGGUGCACGACGGCCAACGACGAGUGGUACUUUUCAGAGCCUGGGGCGAGGAGCUGCACAAGUUCGGUCAGAAAGCAGGUUCCGCUGAGGGGAUACUCCACCCCCUGGAUGUGGCAGUGGUGCCUGACGGGCACGUGGUGGUGACUGACGGCGGAGACGGUGCUGUGAAGGUGUUCACGCCGGAGGGAUGCCCCGUGGUGACAGUGCGGGAUUCCUUCCGGCUGCCGUGGGGCGUGACUGUAGACAGGAGGGGUCACAUCCUGGUGACGGAUGCCGAGGGAGACACGCUCUCUCAGCUAGCGGUGGACUUCACCCGCAGCCGGACCGUGCUGAAUCGGGUGGCUUGUGCUGACCUGCAGUGUCCCAGAUCGGUGGCUUGCUGUCCGGCUACAGGGAGGGUGGUGGUGUUGGAGCACAUGGGGGACCCGGCGGACGGGCGGAGAGGCCGCAGGCCUGCGCGAUUCAGCCUCUUCAGCAGAGAGCUCGUUCUCCUCUCGAGGAUCGACAGCUUCGGCCUCAGCCUCGCAUCUCCGCCGCGUCUUCGUAUCUCCGCCGUGGCUUUCGACUUGCAUGGGAACGUGAUCGUGGCAGAUGUGGAACAGGCGUCGAUUUGGAGUUUGGGGACGUCUCAGGGUUCGCCACCCCUCAUCCCCCUGGUCAGCGAGGGUCUGCUGUGUCCCCUGGGACUGGCGGUCACUUCCCAGAACAUGCUGGUCGUCUUAGACAGCGGCGACCAUACGGUGAAAAUUUUCUCAGCUAGCUCUGACCCCAUCUCCCCCCAACAAUGACAGAACCCUACGAUGCUGCAUGUGGGCUUGAUGUUUGGGCAAAUCUCCAGCCUCCUCACUCAGGUGCACCUCACAUCUACAGCACUGAUUCUGUUCCGUACACUGGAAUUGUUGGUAUGUUUUAAUUCAGCCGGUCACUUGUCUAAUGUACGAUGCUAUUCCACUGCUUCCACCAGUAGAUGUGUUUCUAAUGCAUCUCCUAAUGAUACUCUGCUCUCCCAGGCAUAUCUGCUAAACACCUGAGGAAGUCCAGGUACAUCAGUGCUGUGGAAAGCAGGUCAGCAGCCGUCCAUAAUUAAUCGAAUGAAAAUGUCACAGGAAAAUCAAUGUACAAUGCUAUGGUUGCAUAAUAGUGUUAAAAUGUGUGGGUUAUUAUUUAAAAAUAAAAUUA
Paramormyrops kingsleyae is the source of this 1695-nucleotide messenger RNA. Its product is annotated as E3 ubiquitin-protein ligase NHLRC1-like. Gene Ontology annotation, molecular function: ubiquitin protein ligase activity; protein binding. Lineage: Eukaryota; Metazoa; Chordata; Actinopteri; Osteoglossiformes; Mormyridae. The record is from RefSeq and is a predicted model, not a curated record. Gene Ontology annotation, biological process: proteasome-mediated ubiquitin-dependent protein catabolic process; protein polyubiquitination.